Molecule: messenger RNA, 1704 nt
Organism: Henningerozyma blattae CBS 6284
Lineage: Eukaryota; Fungi; Ascomycota; Saccharomycetes; Saccharomycetales; Saccharomycetaceae
Gene: CCT8
Product: chaperonin-containing T-complex subunit CCT8
Exons: 1
Coding region: 1-1704 (567 amino acids)
Biological process (GO): protein folding
Cellular component (GO): chaperonin-containing T-complex
Molecular function (GO): ATP hydrolysis activity; ATP binding; ATP-dependent protein folding chaperone
Source: RefSeq, a predicted model, not a curated record
AUGUCUAUGAAAUUACCUCAGAAUCCCAAUGCUAACCUUUUCAAACAAGGCUAUCAAAGUUACUCUAAUGCUGAUGGGCAAAUUAACAAGUCCAUUGCCGCUAUCCGUGAGAUUCACAAAAUGUGUUUAACAUCUAUGGGUCCAUGUGGUACAAACAAAGUCAUUGUCAAUCAAUUGGGUAAAAUUAUUAUUACUAAUGAUGCUGCUACUAUGCUAAGAGAAUUAGAUAUCAUCCACCCAGCUGUUAAAGUCUUGGUUAUGGCCACAGAACAACAAAAAAUAGAUAUGGGUGAUGGGACUAACUUAGUAAUGGUUUUAGCAGGUGAAUUAUUAAAUGUCUGCGAAAAAUUAAUUGCCCUUGGUUUAUCUGCAGUAGAAAUUAUUCAAGGUUAUAACAUGGCCAAAAAUUUCACAUUAAAGGAAUUAGAUAGUAUGGUUGUAGGUGAAAUUGAAAAUAAAACUGAUAAAAAGGAAUUAAUUAAAGUAAUUAAACCUGUCAUUUCUGCUAAACAACAUGGCUAUGAAGAUUUAUUAAGUGAAUUGGUCUCUGAAGCAGUUUCAUACAUAUUACCAAAAUCAGAUGAUAAAUCUCCAUUCUUUAAUGUUGAUUCAAUCAGAGUUGUAAAAAUUAUGGGUGGCUCUUUAUCUAAUUCUUCAGUUAUUAAAGGUAUGGUUUUCAAUCGUGAACCAGAGGGUCACAUUAAAGCACUAUCUGAAAAUCAAAAACAUAAGGUUGCAGUUUUCACUUGUCCAAUAGAUAUUGCCAACACAGAAACCAAAGGUACUGUACUAUUGCAUAAUGCACAAGAAAUGCUAGAUUUCUCCAAAGGUGAAGAAAAACAAUUAGAUCAGAUGAUGAAAGAAAUUGCCGAUAUGGGUGUUACUUGUAUUGUAGCUGGUGCAGGUGUCGGUGAACUAGCUUUACAUUAUUUAAAUAGAUAUGGUAUUUUAGUUUUGAAAGUUCCAAGCAAGUUUGAAUUAAGAAGGAUAUGUCGUGUUUGUGGUGCUACCCCUCUACCUAGAUUAGGUGCACCAACCCCUGAAGAAAUUGGUAUUAUUGAAACUGUUAAAACUAUGGAGAUUGGUGGUGAUAGAGUUACCGUCUUCAAACAGGAUGAAGGUGAAACUACUAGAACUGCUACUAUUAUAUUAAGAGGUGCUACACAAAACAAUUUGGACGAUAUCGAAAGAUCUAUUGAUGAUGGUGUUGCCGCUGUUAAAGGUCUAAUGAAACCAAAUGGUGGUAAGCUAUUACCUGGUGCUGGUGCAACAGAAAUUGAAUUAGUUUCCAGAAUUACUAAAUAUGGUGAAAAGACACCUGGUUUAUUACAAUUAGCCAUUAAGCAAUUUGCUUUAGCCUUUGAGGUAGUACCACGUACUUUAGCAGAAACAGCUGGUCUAGAUGUUAAUGAAGUCUUACCAAAUCUAUAUGCAGCUCAUACUGUUACAUCUGAUAGCGAUCCAUCUGAUUCUUCACACUUAUACAAGGGUGUUGAUGUAGAUGAUGAAACAACAGAUGGUAUUAAAGAUAUCACUGAGGAAGGUAUUUAUGAUAUGCUAGCGGCUAAGAAAUUCGCCAUUAAUGUUGCCACUGAAGCUGCUACCACAGUUUUAUCAGUCGAUCAAAUCAUUAUGGCAAAGAGAGCUGGUGGCCCAAAGGCUCCACAAGGACCAAAGCCUGGUAACUGGGAUCAUGAUGAUUGA